Molecule: messenger RNA, 2589 nt
Organism: Colletotrichum graminicola M1.001
Lineage: Eukaryota; Fungi; Ascomycota; Sordariomycetes; Glomerellales; Glomerellaceae
Product: G-patch domain-containing protein
Exons: 3
Coding region: 1-2589 (862 amino acids)
Biological process (GO): mRNA splicing, via spliceosome
Cellular component (GO): nucleus
Molecular function (GO): RNA binding
Source: RefSeq, a predicted model, not a curated record
AUGACCAUCUGCAGAACGUCUGGCUGGUUUGAGCUUCCGCUAACUUCCCCACGGGACGACGAGACGCAUCUAGGUCUCCCCCCAGAAACAACCUCGAGCUGUCCUACGACGACGACAACUACGCCGCCGAGGACGCCCGCCACCGCGACCCCGAUCCAUCUCGGGAUCGCCACUGGGACCGUGACACCGCAGAGUACCGCGCCAGAGACUACGACCGCUACUAUCAUGGACCGACGUCCGAGGCCUACCAGUCACGUCCUGGAUCGAGAGAUCAAGGCGGUCCUGGGCAUGACCAUGUGGAUCGCCGUCAUGAAGACCCUUCGCUACUUGACCCACAUGACGGCCACGACCGCGGACCACGUCGUCACGAUCGAGGUGGCCGGGGCUACCCUCGCUCUCACUACGACAAUGGCCCUCGCCGCCAUGAUGCCCGAUAUGGUUCUGACGAGGAUUUUCGUCAUCUUUCCACCUCUCCAGGUGGCAGCCCAGGUCGUUAUCCUCGUCGCGAUCGUUCUGCAUCGCCUCUUCGACAAGCUGGUGCUCCCAGUGAUACUGCUUAUCUUUCCCGAUAUCCAGCCGUCGACAUUCGUCUUCCUUCUGGACGAGGUAAGCACUUCCCGCCCGAAAUCCCCUCCGCAGCCGCUUAUGACCCUCCCUCCCAUCACAGGCCAACGCCGUGCUUUCGUCCAGUUCGACAGCGUCGAAAACGCCAUCGACUUCGUCAAAGACAACUACCCCAAGCUGGUGCUUGACUUUGCUGGUUUGGUCGACGGCGACGCCGAUGGAAUGACCUCCAUCUACAUCCAUUACGCCAGGAACCGCGACGACGCCGAGCGGGACAGUCGUGCCGGCCUAGCACCCAACUGGAACUGUCCCACGUGCGACUUUUCAAAUUACGCAUCGAGAAACCGCUGCAAAAACUGCGGUGGCCCGCCUACAGAUCCAUCGCAAUACCGGCAUUUGCUGACUGGCGAAAGCGAUGCGGCCGACACCCCGUCGCAGAUCCUGGUCUUCUUCCCCUUGGCACCGUCGGUCAACGAGGAUGUCUUCUCAGCGGGCGCCGCGAAGCUUCAACUAGUGCAGAGGCCCGCAGCCUCGAAGGGCUCUGGCGACCAGCCAAAGCUCAAGUCUACUGCGCCUACCGGUGACGCAUCUGGAUAUGGUGCCAGGCCAGGCUCGCUGCAUCGCACCUUCCUGAUGCGAGACCAGGAUACGAACGAGUCCUUCAACUUUGGCUUCGCCGAAUUCUGGACCGUCGAGGAUGCUUUGGCAGCGAUGAAAAAGUUCAACAUGAUGCGCGAAUUCACCAUUGCCUCGGAACCCGUGACGGUCUCCACCAUCCAUCUCGGCGUCUUUGUGCCAGAACUCCGCGAGGUCACUCGUGCCAUUGAGCGCGUCUCGUUCAACCCCUUGUUCAAUCCGACCCUCCGCGUCAAGUACUGGGAGCCGCACGUGUACCCCAGCGAAAGAGUCAUCACCGAGGCCCCUCCCGGCGGCACCGCUGCCGAUGGAAACAAGACUGAUGCGAAUGAAGAGUCCAAGAAAAACAAGAAACGCAAGGCGGAUGGAAGCCUGGCCUCCUCAUCAACCAAGAAGUCUGUCCCGAUGGCUGGCCAAAUAGCGUUCUGGCAGAGGCGGCAUGACGAAAUCCACGAGGGCAAGCGGCCUGCGGACGCUGCCGCCGAGAACGACAACGGCGCCGACCCGCGACGGUCCGAAGAGCGCGCGCCUGUCAAGAUCUCGCUGUCCGGUUCAAACGCGAUUUCAACCGGCCCGAUCAAAAUCUCGCUGACGGGAGCGAGCCUGUCAAAGUCCCCGGCACUGACGCCCACGCCACCUAGCGAGGCUGCGCUGGAAUCCGGAGGCCCGACAUCCGUGCCCGCAGCGACGGCCGACAGCGGAACCCCAGAUCCGACAUCGACGGCGGAGGCAGCGGUGUCGUACGUCGACCGCGAGAAGAUCUGCUGCCUGAUCUGCAUGAUGAAAUACAAGACCUUGGACGACCUCAACACGCAUGAGAAAUCGAGGAACCACAAGAACGCCAUGGCGGACGACGACAAGGUCAAGGCCGCCAAGCCGCGCCUGGCUGCCCGAGACAAGAGGAUGGCGGCGAAGCAGGCGGACGAGCAGCCCAAGGGGGGCGAGGAAUCGGGACCCCAGUACCGAGACCGGGCCAAGGAGCGCAGGGAGGUCUUUAACCAGCCGGCGAAGCCCAAGGUCCCGCCGCAUAGCGGCAAGCCCUCAGCAGCAGGAGCAGGAGCAGGAGCAGGAGCAACAGCCACCAAGAAGAAGGCGACGACGGCGGCGGCGGCGGCAGCGGCCGCCCCGCCGCCACCGCCGCAGUCCAAGGGCGCGGGUAUGCUGGCCAAGAUGGGCUGGAGCGCGGGCCAGGGCCUCGGCGCCAAGGGCGACGGGCGCACCGAGGUGAUCGCGACGCACGCGUACCAGGAGGGCGUUGGACUCGGCGCCGAGGGCGGCAACCUGGGCGACGCGGCGGAGCUUGCGCAGCGCAAGACGACCAACAGCUACGCCGAGUACGUCAACACGGUGCAGGACAGGGCCAGGGAGCGGUACAACAAGCUGGGCUGA